Paramecium tetraurelia is the source of this 408-nucleotide messenger RNA. RefSeq lists its product as uncharacterized. NCBI's taxonomy places the organism in Eukaryota, Ciliophora, Oligohymenophorea, Peniculida, Parameciidae. The record is from RefSeq and is a predicted model, not a curated record. The transcript has 2 exons.
AUGAAAGUCAACACUCACAAAAAUGAAAUCGCCGCUAAUGAUAAAGUAUUAAAAGACAUAGAACUAUAUGAAAAAAUAUUUUUGUCAACCAAAUAUGAAAAUAAAAAACAACAAUCCUUGGAAAUCAGAAGAUUAUUGCCGAAUAUUUAAUAUUCCCAGCAUCAGUAAUCAACCCUUAGCAGUCAGUAAAUAAUUACCACUCAAUUCGAUUAAGAUACCAGUUAUACAAAUCGUAAUCAAUAGGAUGUCAGAAAAAAACAAAUACAUUUCUCCUUAAUCGAUUGUUCCAAGUUCUUGAAGUCGUCCAAUUCCACUCACUAUGUCCAAUCAAAAAAGUAAACUUCUCCACUCAAGCAGAAAAUUGUUAUAGUGAAUCAUUAAGGCAGACCCCUAACCUAUUUCAUUUGA